CUUGCUUAGUGGAGAGCAAUACACUAGGCAGAAGCUUUAGGGAGUGCCAGCUCCCCCAGUUGUGUGUUACUUCCACGACCUACUACACGUCUCCAGUAAAGUCCCGGGCACUACGAAGUGGAUCGCAAGGUGUCAGGCGGUGUUCAUUUGAAACUUCCAAAUUAAAAGCCCAGUGAAGACUACAAUCGUCUGUCGCUCAAUUGCACUGUCACCCCACACCAAUACUUGCUUCACUUCAAAUUCCACUGAGCGAGCAACACCCCGCUGUGAUGGAGUUCAAGAACUUCGUGUCGAGCACCAAGAAGGCUCCGUUCACGAGUCCAUACCCUCCGAUCAAGUUGAGUGCCAAUGAGAAAAAGCAGCUUCGUCAGCUCGCUAAAACCCUCGUGAAAGUCAACGUGGACGGAUACGAGGAGUUCAUUUACGACAACAACGGGAAACUUCCUGAGACCGAGUGGAAGUUCUUCCGUCGCGACGAACAGGUUGAAACCUUCUUACGUCGUCGAGAGGAAUACAAUCUGCGAGGUUUCGGAGCGACCAAGAAGUUCCGUCGCACGUCUGACACAAGCAGCGCUACAAGCUCCAGCAGUACUCGCAGCGAAGAGCUGUCAUCACUAGACGUAGCCGAUAUCCGCUCUAUCGGUUCAAGAGACGGCACUAUUGAAGACGCCAUCUACGGCGCCAUGGGCCCCACUACGGAGACCAUGCGAUACAAGUCCGUGUACGUCCAGGACGGUAUCGAAGACUGCAACGUACUGGUGAUCAUCGACAACGUCACCCAAGAAGAGCCGUUCACCUCGCUCUCAAUCCGCUGGCGAGUGACCGAGAACCCGCCGAUCCUUCGCAACAUUCUCAAGAGCUACGACCACAUUUACCUGGAGGCGACAGGCUUCACGCAGCUGAGCAAUGGUGAGCGCGUCGCUUUCCACCUGCUCCACUCCGUCGACUUCCCGUCGCUCACUCCUCCACUUCCCGACUACUCGCGCGGUCAAGUGGCGGCUAUUGGCUUUUGGAGACAAACAGCUCCGAACAUCGUGGAGAUCCACGGUCGUGGAGUUUUUGCUCUCCCGUUUGAGCGGGCUCGCGCACUCUUCGUGCCUGUGGUGACGGCAUCGCUGUCGAAGUCAGUCAUGCAUAUCUUCUACGCGUCGCACAUGAAGAAGCUCCGUUGGGUGCUAACGGAGCGAAAGACUCAAGCUGUACCGUAUUCACAGUCUUCUGUAGAUCGCGUGUGCGGCGUGUGCAGCAAGAAGCGAUUGAUCUACCGAAGUGACAGCUGCGAGUUGUGUGGCGAACUCGUGUGCUCAAUAUGCCGCGUCACUCAUAAAGUGGCUUCGGUGGAGCUGGACAACAAGAUACACUGGACCAAGGUGAGAGUAUGUCCUUAUUGCACGACUCGCGUCGUCAAGUCGGACACAACGGCUGUGGUUCGUGCCGAGAUUGCAGCGGGAUGGUACGACCGGUUGCCAUAGUCGGCAGAAGACUAUUCCCUACAUGUACAUAUGAAGCUCUGCAUCGCCACCUAAUGGGACGGAUUUCAUCACUUCGUAAGCGAAUUACAGAUACACAUUUCACUGAAAA
This is a messenger RNA of Phytophthora infestans T30-4, 1581 nucleotides long. RefSeq lists its product as uncharacterized. The record is from RefSeq and is a predicted model, not a curated record. The coding region runs from base 270 to 1472 and encodes 400 amino acids. NCBI's taxonomy places the organism in Eukaryota, Oomycota, Peronosporomycetes, Peronosporales, Peronosporaceae. The transcript has a single exon.